Molecule: messenger RNA, 672 nt
Organism: Leptosia nina
Lineage: Eukaryota; Metazoa; Arthropoda; Insecta; Lepidoptera; Pieridae
Source: the annotation of a GenBank genome assembly
AUGUUUUCAGCUAUAGCAUAUGAGCUAUCUUCAACUUUUUUAGAAGAAAACAAGAGUUGUGUAUCACCCGAUAUGUCGAAGAAACCGGCCGCCGCGCCUACGCUGCAUAAGGUGAUAAUGGUGGGGUCCGGGGGGGUGGGCAAGUCGGCUCUGACGCUGCAGUUCAUGUACGACGAGUUCGUCGAAGAUUACGAGCCCACCAAGGCCGACAGCUACAGGAAAAAGGUGGUGCUCGACGGCGAAGAGGUUCAGAUCGACAUCCUCGACACCGCGGGGCAGGAGGACUACGCGGCCAUCCGGGACAACUACUUCCGGUCGGGCGAGGGUUUCCUGUGCGUCUUCUCAAUCACGGAGCCCGAGAGCUUCGAAGCGACACAGGAGUUCCGCGAGCAAAUUCUGCGUGUCAAGAACGACGAGAGCAUCCCCUUCCUCCUGGUCGGCAACAAAUCGGACCUGGCGGAGAAACGACGCGUGCCGCUCGACGCCUGCCGCGACCGGGCUUCGGCCUGGCAGGUGCCCUACGUCGAGACCUCGGCCAAGACGCGCGACAAUGUGGACAAGGCCUUCCUCGCGUUGAUCCGCGCGAUGUCUGCGCAGAAGAAAGGUCUCGCAGUGGACGACGCCGAACACGAGGGACAAUCGUGCGCAGCGCGCUGCUGCGUCGUCGCCUGA